Molecule: messenger RNA, 1773 nt
Organism: Penicillium canariense
Lineage: Eukaryota; Fungi; Ascomycota; Eurotiomycetes; Eurotiales; Aspergillaceae
Product: MFS transporter
Exons: 1
Coding region: 1-1773 (590 amino acids)
Biological process (GO): transmembrane transport
Molecular function (GO): transmembrane transporter activity
Source: RefSeq, a predicted model, not a curated record
AUGGCAAACGAUUCCGCUGAGAUGCCCUACCUUCGCUCCAUACCAUAUUGGCGAAUUUUGACCGACCAGGGAGUCGUCACUCAGGAGAUCAUCGACUAUCCUUACGCUGGCUCAGGAACAGAAGAAGACCCGUUUCACGUUGAAUGGAUCCCGAACGAUCCCCGAAAUCCUAUGCAAUUCGACACUCGUCUCAAAUGGGUCUACACUGUGAUAGUCGCCUUUGCUACGCUGGCUGUCUCACUAGCUUCUUCGGCCUAUGCAGGUGGUAUAUCUCAAGUGCUCAAAGAUCUGGAUGUCAGCCAAGAAGUCGGCACCCUUGGUGUUUCUCUUUUCGUCCUUGGAUUUGCAGUUGGCCCACUUCUUUGGGCGCCUCUCAGUGAGCUUAUCGGUCGCCAAGUUGUCUUUUUGAUCACUUUUCUUGGUCUGUCGGUAUUCUGUGCUGGCGCGGCGGGGUCCCAGAAUAUCUGGACUUUGGUCAUUCUACGGUUCUUCGCUGGUUCUUUUGGCUCAUCACCCUUCACCAAUGCUGGUGGUGUUAUCGCCGAUAUCUUUCCUGCAGACGAGCGAGGCCUAGCGACUAGUCUUUUUGCUGGCGCCCCUUUUCUAGGACCCUCUCUCGGCCCUGUUGUUGGUGGGUUUAUCGGUCAAGGUGCAGGCUGGCGGUGGGUACAGGGAUUCCUAGCUAUCUUCACUGGUCUCAUUUGGAUCGUGGGGCUGCUAUGUAUCCCAGAAACCUACGCACCCCUCUUACUGCGCAAACGAGCAGAGCGACUAUCCUCCCUCACUGGCCGCGUGUAUCGCAGCAAAGUGGAGAUUGACCGUGGGCAGCUGUCUGCGCGUGAUGCAUUUAGUACUGCACUCAGUCGCCCUUGGAUUCUAUUGUUUUCCGAGCCUAUCGUCCUGCUGCUUUCUAUCUACAUGGCUAUCGUGUAUGGAACACUCUAUAUGCUCUUCGACGCAUUUCCCAUUGUUUUCCAAGACAUCCGUGGCUGGGGUGAGGGCAUUGGCAGCUUACCCUUUAUUUCUGUGAUGAUUGGCAUGAUGAUAGCAGUGGGCCUCAACAUGUACGACAAUAAGCGCUAUGUCCGCAUUCACGAGAAGCACAAUGGAUUUGCACCGCCUGAAGCCCGUCUGCCACCUACAAUUCUUGGUGGUCUCGCCAUCCCUAUUGGCUUGUUUUGGUUUGCAUGGACCAACUCGCCAUCAAUCCCAUGGAUUGUUUGCGUGGUUGCUACCGCACCCUUCGGCUUUGGAAUGGUCCUCGUUUUCUUGGGGAUUAUGAGCUAUCUCAUCGACGCAUACACCAUCUACGCUGCAUCGGUACUCGCAGCCAGCUCUAUCAUACGUUCGUGUUUUGGUGCGAUAUUCCCACUGUUUACCACCUACAUGUAUCAAAACCUCGGCAUCCAUUGGGCAUCGUGUAUUCCGGCAUUCCUUUCUCUUGCCUGUGUUCCAUUCCCCUUCAUUUUCUACCGCUACGGUUCUGCCAUUCGCCAAAAAUGCAAGUAUGCCGCCGAGGCGGACGAAUUCAUGCGCUCAUUGAUGCGAAAGGUUCACGACCAUGACGCUAAGCUUGAAUGGGUGGGCUUGACUCAAACAGCCAUGGCAAGCGACUUGGCUUCCUCAAUAUCAACUUUGGAGCGCACAGAUACGGUCUACGAGGCGAACCCGUAUGACAUUGACCGUGUGAACACGCACCACUCCGCCAUUACCCAGCAUUCAAAAUCUUUGAAAUGGAGACUUUGGAAUUUCUUUGGCACUGGCCGCAAAUGA